UGUGCGUGCAUAGCGGGUGUGGAUAUGUAUAUGUUUUGGGUGGUUCUAUGUUGUGGAUGAAUGUUUUGUCGCUAUGUCCCCGGCGCAGUCUAUCGUGGACUUGGUGCUGUGCGGGUAUUUGAGCUUCAUGGGACUGGUUUGUAGUGAAUCUAGUUUUUUCCGCACAAUUGACAAGUGAGAUAGGCGGUUUGCUUUCUAAGGACGCUACUACCGAAGGAUGGCCGAUAAUCCACAGGAGGGAUCCAGUGGCGGUCGGAUACGAGCCCGUGGCUACGUAGGAGCAUCUUCAUCGCGCGGUGGAUACAAUGGAGGUUCAUCGCGGGGUGCGUGGCCAGGAUCGGAUAAUGGACAAGGUGGCCAGAGAAGUCAGGUGGGCAAUUUCGAGCAUCGGCAGAAGCAGUUCCAGCAUCUGGAACCAGGUCGUUCUCCGAAACCCUAUGAACGACCGGAAGUUUCAUCACCAAACGUCCGACCAAAAGAAGAAAUGUCGGCUUUGGAGUCUGAGGUCAAGACGGAAGAAAAAUAUCAGCAUGGACGAGAUGGCGGCAGAGGCGGUGCCAGAGGCGGUGGUAGAGGAGCCCGCGGUGGAUUGCGUGGAAAUCGCUAUUUGCCGGAAAUUGUACACACUCGAUCUAAUACAGCGGUAAGCAAGCAAGGAAACAGUGGAAAACAGGUUAUGCUACAGACUAAUUAUUUCCGGGUUGUCCGGAAAGACGACGAGCGUCUGUUCCAUUACCGUGUUGAUUUUAAACCCACCGUUGAAACGAGUAAGCAAAUGAGUUCCCUCAUCUACAAUAUAAAAGAAAAACUUGGAGGUUACUUGUUUGAUGGGACACAAAUAUUUACGAGAACCAAGUUGGAUGCCGAUCCAACGGAGUUCACAACUAAAGACAGGACAAACGAGGAAUCCUAUAUCAUUACUUUACGAAGAGUUGGAGUAAUCAGCGGAACAAACGAAACGGCUUUCAUGAUAUACAACCUUAUCAAUCGCAAAGCCAUGGGUGGCCUGAAGUUGCAGAUUAUUGGACGAAAUUUCUUUGAUCCUGAAGCCAAAAUCGCCAUCAGGCAGUACGGAAUUGAUCUGUACCCAGGGUACGUCACCAGUAUUCGCCAACAUGAGCAGGACGUACUGAUGUGUGCCGAACUGACGCAUAGAGUUAUGCGAACUGAUACAUGCUACUCACUGUUUGAACACUGUAUGAAUCAACGAGGAAAUUACAAAGACAACUACAAACGUAUGGUUCUGGGAUCGAUCGUGAUGACUACCUAUGGAAAAAACAAUACUUACACUGUAUCCGAUGUGGAGUUUGAUGUAAACCCGGAGAGCUCUUUCCAGACUAAGAAUGGGCCCAUCACAUUCAUGCAGUACUUCAAGGAACGGUACAACGUUUUAAUCCGUGAUCCACGGCAGCCUAUGCUGGUAUCUCGUUCGAAAGCCAGAGACAUACGAGCUGGAAUGCCAGAAUUGAUCUACUUGGUACCGGAGUUGUCCAGGAUCACCGGUAUAACCGACGAAAUGCGGAGAGAUUUCCACCUAAUGCGUGCAAUCGCCGACCAUACCCGGUUAACGCCUGACAAACGUAUUCAGCGAUUGGAGGUCUUCAACCGACGUCUGCAGCAGUCAAAGGAAAGUUCCGAAGUAUUCAAAUUUUGGAAAACUGAGCUUGAUCGUCGCUUGGUCGAGGUCCCUGCUCGCGUGUUGGCACCGGAAACGGUAUUUUUCCACCCAGAGCAGGAUAACUAUAAAGUGUUGGCGGGUGAAAUGGCCGAAUGGCAGAUGGCUUUCCGCAACAAUCCAAUGUACCUAACGGUAGCACUGACCAACUGGUGCGUUGUCAUACCCGGUGGAUCGGAACGGCUGAUUGGUGAUUUCAUGUCCUGCCUAAAGCAGGCUGCCUCGCAGAUGUACUUCCAGAUCGAGGAACCAAGGCGCGUAUUGAUUCCCAACGACUCACCUGUUGUUUACGUGGAGCAGCUCAGUCAGAUAGUUCAAAGAGAUCCCCAACUGAUCAUGUGUUUAGUAACGAAUGACAAGGCCGAUCGCUAUUCGGCCAUCAAGAAGAAAUGUUGCGUGGAUCGAGCUGUCCCAACACAGGUGUUAAAAACGCGAACCAUUACGCCCAAGGGAGGCAACGUACGUACGUUGAUGUCCGUGGCUACCAAGGUUGCUAUCCAAAUGAAUUGUAAAUUGGGUGGGAUUCCGUGGGUCAUCAAAAGUCCAUUGGCAUCGGUGAUGGUAAUCGGAUAUGACGUCUGUAAGGAUUCCAAAGAUAGAUCGAAAGGAUACGGAGCUUUGGUUGCCUCUAUGUACGGAGCAGGCAUUAAGCAUCCAAAGUAUUAUUCCACCGUAAACCAGCAUGCUUAUGGUGAAGAGCUGUCGAACUUCUUAGCAAUUAAUGUUAUUAAAGCAAUUCGUGCGUACCAGUCCAGCUUUGGGAACAUCAUGCCACAGCGUAUUGUUGUUUAUCGCGAUGGGGUAGGGGAUGGUGACUUGGGCUUUGUGCACGAGCAUGAAGUUGGUGCCGUCAAGGAGAAAUUGGAGCUCGCUUACAAGGGUCAGGAGAUUACUCCAAAGCUAACCUUCUUCGUAGUAAACAAACGAAUCAAUACGCGUCUGUUCCACGACAAAAGAAAUCCAACCCCGGGAACCAUUGUCGACGAUAUCAUUACGUUACCGGAAAGAAACGACUUCUUCCUGGUAUCGCAAAGUGUACGUCAGGGUACGGUAUCACCUACUUCCUACAACAUAUUGUGCGAUGAAUCCGGACUUAGCGCAGAUCGGUUGCAGCUGUACACUUUCAAGCAGACGCACAUGUACUACAAUUGGUCCGGAACGGUUGGAGUACCGGCCGUUUGUCAAUAUGCCCACAAGUUGGCUGCCCUCGCCGGGCAGUAUCUUCAUCAAGCUCCCAAUACAUGGUUGGAAAAGAAAUUAUACUUCUUGUAAAACUGAAUGAAUCUCGACGUUAACGGAAAUAAAACAAACACAUUUUCAGCGUAGCGAGUAUAUAGUUCUUUCAUUCAGCAGAAAAUAUAUUAUAGUACUAGUACUUUGCAGUAAAUUUUUGCUUUGUUCUAGAAGUAGUCCUUUAUAUUUCUUUACACUUCUAUUGCUCUACGUAUCCAGCAUAGUUUACUGAACUUUUUCAAUUUAAAAUGUUACUGAUUUGAAAUGUGUGUAAAUGGAAGCAAAUGUCAUUCGCUAUACAUCUUAAAAACUCUUUUCCCUCACGCAAUCUUUUUUUUUUCGGAAACUAAUAUGUUUUUGAUAGGUUUAGACUCUUAUGGUCGAUUGGAUUUUUAA
Messenger RNA from Ochlerotatus camptorhynchus, 3304 nucleotides. RefSeq names its product protein aubergine-like. Gene Ontology annotation, molecular function: RNA endonuclease activity; protein binding; piRNA binding. Gene Ontology annotation, cellular component: P granule. NCBI's taxonomy places the organism in Eukaryota, Metazoa, Arthropoda, Insecta, Diptera, Culicidae. The coding region runs from base 218 to 2947 and encodes 909 amino acids. Gene Ontology annotation, biological process: regulatory ncRNA-mediated gene silencing. The transcript is spliced from 5 exons. The record is from RefSeq and is a predicted model, not a curated record.